Molecule: messenger RNA, 1890 nt
Organism: Chara braunii
Lineage: Eukaryota; Viridiplantae; Streptophyta; Charophyceae; Charales; Characeae
Source: the annotation of a GenBank genome assembly
GGGAGUGCAUUGUUCUGGGAGUGGCAGGGGCCGCAUGGCCGUUGGCGGUGGUUCGAAUUCGAAAUAUGCACAUGGCAGCGCCCGUCCCUGCCAACGGCCACAAUGAUGGAAGUCGCUUCGCGACGCGAGCAGGACACAAAGCUUCGUUACAUGGCGGUGCAUCCACUACAAAUGGCUGGGUGUGUAGCCGAAGUCAGACACGUUGUCGUUUUGAACACUGCCGACGAUUGUGCUGGUCUUCAACUAUCCUCGCAUGUGUGCAUGGCAGACCUCAUCAGGAAGACUGUGCUGUUGGCAUUCGUCCUACUCGCUUUGCUCAUUGUCAUCCUGCUGCAACUGUGGCAGUUGUUGAGGCACAGCAGGGCUCCUCCGCGAAAGAAGGCAACGAAGAAGGAGGGCAGAGGAGCGAGGGCGAGGAAGGUGAUGGGUGACGACAGGCUUCCUGAGGGGCAGAUGUACGGGAUUGGGCCGGGGGUGCACACCGGGCUUCCUCGCGCAACGCGUCACCGAAUCGAUCCUGCGUUAUACGUCCAUCUGCCUUCUUACAUGCAGCCUUUGUCGGAUGAUGACGGAUGGGUGCCACCCCCUUCAGCCCUUCCUCUCGCGUGGGGGUCGACACAAACCUCUUACGAAAGCGCCCCUCGUUCGGAUGACCGUGGCGCUGGGAUGGGUCCGAUGUCCUCCCUCAUGGCGGAUCCGACGGGUGGUCGCCCGGAUCCUCUGCAACUGCAUUUGUCGCCGACGUGCACAAUGGAUGCCUCCACAACUGUUCUCGUUGAGCAUAGCACUCGUUCGCAAGGUGGGGUGUCCGUCACAAUGCACGACGAGCGCGAAGUCGGGCAAGCGGCAGAGCGGCCGCCGAUGUCAUCGUACGGGUGCGGGGGCAACUGUGGCGUGCUGCCGUCAUCGUCAGCUGCGGUGCGCUCACCUCUUCCUCGCACUCGUCCUGUAGGAAGGGUGACGACAGCGACUGCGGCGGAGUCCCCCCAGGUGAUAGAGAGGAUCAUACCGCGCUGUACGACGCUAUUCACGCGACGACGCUAUUCACGUGACGACGCUAUUCACGCGACGACGCCGAACAAUCAGGCCAUACACCCACCUAAUCUGCAUGACACAGGCGGACUUCAUCCCCAACAAUCGAAUGACGGAGAGGAGAGCCAAGCAAGAGGUCCGACAACUGCCGGGGAAACUUCCGCGAACGAUAAUAUGGAGAGGGAAACGGGGGAUGGGUAUGGCAGCAGGUCUUCGGGGGGCAUGCCUUCGGGGAAGCGGAAGAAUGCGCGGCAGCUGGCCUUCGAUGUUGUGACGGACGUGAUGAACACACAUUCAACGGUCAUGGCAGAUUCAGUGGAUCACGCUAGCAAGUGUCAAUGCGAAGUGCUGCAACGACAAUGUGACAUCAUGGAAAGGGAGGCGGCGACGCAGGAGAAACAAUGUGAAGUGCUAGACGUCGGUCAGCGCAUGCUAUGCGAUGCUUUGCUGAAGAUAGCUUCUGCAUUGCGUGGGAACUUCUAUGGCAGGGACUUCGGUUUCGAGAACGGGGUGACGAAACACGGAGUCCACCAUAACGAGGUCGACGCGGAUAGAGACACGUGCCUCCAUCUCACAAUCGGGUACGGAUUUGGCAAACGGCUCCUGCGACAAGUUGUCAUUUUCACGCGGAAGGUAGGCACGACCAUCCUCGAUUGCUGGGUUGGAGGUUCGAACGUGCUGACGGACAUCAUCGAUCUCUUGGUGUCCAAUGUGGCGAUGGGGUUUGAAGGUCGUCUCCAUGAACCGGCGAUGUACGUCGUCCACGCAGAACCGCCUUUUGUCGAUCUCUCAUAUUUGCAUGGCGAAGUGCGGAUCAUCGUCGACGAAUUUCACUGAGCUCAACGAUGGCGACCGUAG